AUGAAAAUCCAAGUUAGAGAAAUAACAGACUCAAGCUAUGCUCAAACAUUAUUCAACUUGGACAGAAGAUUAUUUUCUCAUACCUUUUUUGAUGCUAAUACAGCAUUUGAUAUGCAAGCUUAUCCUGAUGAAAGUUAUACAGUAGAAAUUCAAACCAAGGAAUUAGCUGAUCCCUCCAUGUCUACAUUUAUGGCAUAUGAUACAGAAAAUGAUUCACCUGUAGGUAUUUGUCAAUUAAGUCAAAAUAAGGAUGUGUAUGACUGUAUUCAAGAUCCCGAUGCUAUUGAGCUUCAAAGAAUUUAUGUAUAUAAACGAUAUCUUAGUAAAGGAGUUGAUAAAGCACUUUUGAACUCAAGUCUUGAAACAGUCCGUCAAUUAGGCAAACAAACAAGGUGGUUGGGUGUUUGGGAGCGUAAUCCUUCAGCUAUUAACUUUUAUACACGUCAAGGUUUCCAUAAAGUGGGAAGCCAUACAUUUAAAUUAGGUUCACAAGAAGAUACAGAUCAUAUCAUGAUCAAGAAACUUUAA
Molecule: messenger RNA, 528 nt
Organism: Cokeromyces recurvatus
Lineage: Eukaryota; Fungi; Mucoromycota; Mucoromycetes; Mucorales; Mucoraceae
Product: acyl-CoA N-acyltransferase
Exons: 1
Coding region: 1-528 (175 amino acids)
Molecular function (GO): acyltransferase activity, transferring groups other than amino-acyl groups
Source: RefSeq, a predicted model, not a curated record